Trypanosoma conorhini is the source of this 768-nucleotide messenger RNA. RefSeq lists its product as uncharacterized. The record is from RefSeq and is a predicted model, not a curated record. NCBI's taxonomy places the organism in Eukaryota, Euglenozoa, Kinetoplastea, Trypanosomatida, Trypanosomatidae. The transcript has a single exon. The coding region runs from base 1 to 768 and encodes 255 amino acids.
AUGCGGCGGGGCGGUAGCGCGGCGUCACGGGUGUGUGCGACGACGCUGCUCCGAGUUCCACUGGCGCAGCCGCGCCACGCCGUGCCGCUCUUCGCCCCCCCAGGCGAGAGGCUUCACAUGUGGCGUUCCUCCGCACUGGCGGUGCACCAUCAGCAUCAAUUGCGGCGGCUUGCGUCGUUGGUGGCUGAAGGAGCGGAGGACGACGCGAAAACGCUCGUUGCCUGCUCCGUGGUUGCCCACCGACGUUCCGCUUUGGCUGCUCCCACACACGUCAUGGAUGCGGCGUUCUGCGCGACGGGGGUGAACCACGCCCUUCAUCGCCAAUUCAAUGCCGGCAGAACGCUGAAAGGAAUUCUUAGGGGGUGUGCAGAGCAGAACGCGCUUGGCGUGGCGGCCGCAAGUGGUCAUCGCUACGCGUCCAUCACAGACGUGUAUUUAUACGCAUCGCCUUCGCCGGCGCCGUGUCCGCAGCACGGCAACAAGGACUUAUUCAGUCGCCUUGGGCAUGGAAUAGGAUCUCCGGGCGAUGCUAAGGUCCUUCCUCGACCACCGUUUGUGAAAGGGGCCGUCUUCCCCUGCCCGGAGUGCUGGCGAAAUCUAUCCACUGUAGCGGAAAUGCGACAAGACGACGGAGAGGCGGGGGCGUUAAAUUUGUUUGUUCACGCACAAAAUGAAGCGCUGGCUGUGCGCAGCGUGUCUGUCGCCAGAGAGUGUCUGAGGAUGUCCCCAGCGCUUGCGAUAGACGUCACAAUAGUGCUCCCCGGAUAG